Messenger RNA from Magnusiomyces paraingens, 1821 nucleotides. RefSeq lists its product as uncharacterized. Gene Ontology annotation, molecular function: ATP hydrolysis activity; iron ion binding; ribosomal small subunit binding. Gene Ontology annotation, biological process: ribosomal subunit export from nucleus; translational initiation; translational termination. The coding region runs from base 1 to 1821 and encodes 606 amino acids. The transcript is spliced from 3 exons. Lineage: Eukaryota; Fungi; Ascomycota; Dipodascomycetes; Dipodascales; Dipodascaceae. The record is from RefSeq and is a predicted model, not a curated record.
AUGUCGACCUCAAAUACAAGAAUUGCUAUCGUCAGCACAGAUAAGUGCAAGCCAAAGAAAUGCAGACAAGAGUGCAAGAAAGCCUGUCCAGUCGUCAGAACAGGUAAGCUCUGUAUCGAAGUCACUCCAGAGUCUAAAAUCUGCUUCAUCUCGGAAAACCUGUGUAUCGGUUGUGGUAUCUGUGUUAAAAAAUGCCCCUUUGAUGCUAUCACCAUCAUCAACCUCCCUACCGAUCUUGAAUCUCAAGUCACCCACAGAUACUCAGCAAACUCCUUCAAGCUUCACAGACUUCCUACCCCUCGUCCAGGCCAGGUUCUCGGUCUUGUCGGCACAAACGGUAUUGGCAAGUCAACUGCUCUUAGAAUCCUCGCAAACAGAGAAAAGCCAAACCUCGGUAAAUAUGACGACCCUCCAUCCUGGCACGAUAUCCUCGUCCACUUUAGAGGAUCUGAACUCCAAAACUACUUUACAAAGCUUUUGGAAGAUAACCUUCGUGCAAUCAUCAAGCCCCAAUACGUUGACAACAUCCCCAAGGGUCUCAAAGGUUCCGUCAAACUCGUCCAUGAGCUCCUUGAAGCUAAAAAACAAAGAGAAGCUUCCUACGAUAAUAUCCUCAAAAUUCUCGAACUCAAGGGUAUCAUGAAGCGUGAGCUUCCUCAACUCUCCGGUGGUGAGCUUCAGCGUUUCGCCAUUGGUCUCUCUUGUAUCCAAAAGGCAGAUGUUUACAUGUUUGAUGAACCUUCUUCCUAUCUCGAUGUUAAGCAACGUCUCAACGCAGCCACCGUUAUCCGUGAACUUCUCGAACCCUCCGUUUACGUCAUUGUUGUCGAGCACGAUUUAUCUGUUCUCGAUUACCUCUCAGACUUUGUCUGUAUUCUUUACGGUGUCCCCUCGGUCUACGGUAUCGUCACCCUCCCCUCCUCUGUCCGUGAAGGUAUCAAUAUCUUCUUGGAUGGUCAUAUUCCCACAGAAAACAUGCGUUUCCGCACAGAGUCUCUUCAGUUCCGCAUGGUUGAUGCCUCGGAUAAUAUCCUCAUUGAUAAGGCUCGCAGUUUCUCUUACCCCUCCAUGUCCAGAACCCAGGGCGAUUUCCAACUUAAUGUUGAAAAGGGUCAGUUCAAUGACUCUGAAAUCAUCGUCAUGAUGGGUGAAAACGGUACUGGUAAAACCACCUUCUGUCGUCUUCUCGCUGGUAUGAUCGCCCCAGACAAUGGCAAGAAGAUUCCUUCCCUUAACGUCAGUUUCAAGCCCCAAACUAUUGCCCCCAAGUUUACAGGUACUGUCAGACAGCUCUUCUUCAAGAAGAUCCGUGCUUCUUUCUUGCAUCCUCAGUUCCAAACUGAUGUUGUUAAGCCUUUGAAAAUUGACAAUAUCAUUGACCAAGAAGUCCAGCAUCUCUCUGGUGGUGAGUUGCAGCGUGUCGCCAUUGUUCUGGCUCUUGGUAAGCCCGCUGAUAUUUACCUUAUCGACGAGCCCUCUGCCUACCUUGACUCUGAGCAGCGUAUCAUCUGCGCCAAGGUCAUUCGUCGCUUCAUUCUCCACGCUAAGAAGACUGCCUUCAUUGUCGAGCACGAUUUCAUCAUGGCCACAUACCUUGCUGAUAGUGUCAUUGUCUUUGAGGGUACUCCUUCCGUCAAGUCUUUUGCUAAGCCUCCAGAGUCUCUUCUCACCGGUUGCAACCGCUUCUUGAAGAACCUUAACAUUACCUUUAGACGUGAUCCUGUGUCUUUCAGACCCAGAAUUAACAAGCUUGGCUCUCAAAUGGACCAGGAGCAAAAGGCUUCUGGUAAUUACUUCUUCUUGGAGACUAAUGAUGCCUAG